UUAAAUAGGAUAAAAAAUUACAAAUAAAAUAAUAAGUACUCAUAUUUAAUUACAACAAUUACCGUCAAUACCUAAACGUUUAUACUUGAAUCCAACAAAUAAUAUCAAUGGGUUUAUACUGUUUUUCUUAGAAGUUGUAAAUCGAUAUUGUCGAUCAUGUUUGUACGAUGAGAACCAUCAACGUGACAAGUUGAUAACCAUACUUUAAAAUAUUGUAAAAUUUCAUUCGUUCCUAAACCUCGAGAAUUAAAGCCGGGGACAUAAAUUUAUAUCAGAAAAAAAAAAGGUAACAACAAAAAUUGCAGCUCCCGCGCCCAAAACGCGGAGAUGGAUAGAUAGAGAUUAGAGAAAGAAGGUUUGUUUUGGAGGCCUAAGCAAGCAAAGUGCAGUCUUCAAAGUCCAAAAUUGAUUUUUUUCUUUUUCUUCUUAUUAUUGUUGGUCGUCGUCUUCCCCUCUUUCUCUCUCUCUCUCUCGAGCAUUUCAAAUUAGAUUUGAAGAUUCCAUUUUGAUCUUCUUCUUCUUUAUAGACAGGAAAGCAGGAGGAAAUCAACAAUUCGUCAUCAUCGUCGUCGUCGGGAGGGUUUUUGUAGUGUUGUGGGGGCGGCUGUGGGUAGCGACCAAAAUCCCAAGAUUUGCCUGCGCCAACUUGUGAAUGUGAUUUGCUUGCACACCAUCUCAAUAUAAAAUCCCUCCAACAACAAAUUCCCCUUCCCAUCUUAUCUGCACCAGCAAUUACAGCAGCUUUUUCUUUCAUCCCUCCGUUCUGGCUAACGCCUCAUUCUUCUUCUUCUUCUUCUUCUUUCCACUGCUUACAUAAUUGAUAUAUCCGGCCGCCACUCAGAUUCCUCCGUCCGCUGCAGAAUCUGUUUUCCGCAAUUAAUACCAUCGUCGUCGUCCUCCUCCUCCUCCUCCGGUGAAUCAAUUAGGAAAUCGAGGGGGACGCCGUCGAAUCGAGGAGAAACUCAAUUCCCGGCGAGGCCGGCGCCGCCGAUAUACUUUAUUUCUGCGCUCGGCCCGUUGCUCCGGCUAGCUCCAUUAUUUCCUCGCUAGUUCCAUCGCCCGGGUACGUAAUUCAUUUCAUUUCCGCUUCUUCUUCGUUUUUCUGUUUGGGUAGUAGAAAGCGAUAUUUGUCCCUUUUCUCCGUUUGUUUCGGUUUCCCCAGCUGCUUGUUGUUUUGCUUGUCCAUACAUUCUGUUUUUGUUUCCUUUUGCCUAUUUAAUUAAUAAAAUAUAUGUAAAAGUACAAUAAAAUAAUAUAUAAUAAUAUAAUAAGACACCGAUGAUGACGGAGUUGAAUUAAACCAGACGAACCAUCCAACCCACUCGAUUCGACAUCCAGACAAAUACACAGAUGGUUCGAGAAUUACAAAGACAUGAAAAGUUGAAGGAAUUUUUUCUUACUUGAAUGGUCACGCAAUCACUUGCUACCACAAAAUUAUACCAAAAACAACGACUUGUACAUUAAUCACUAUGCAUGGCGUGCAUACAAGUUGGAAGACAGCAGCAUUUCAAUUCAAGCCUUAAUUAUAGACAGAAAAGAGUAGUUGAAGAAGAAGGGAGGAUGUGGGGUUUGGGGGACCAAAUGGUGAUUAUGGAUCAUCGUUGAGGUGAAAUGGUUUAUGUGGCAAUCGCUUUUAAUUACUGGACCGUUUGAUUGCUUGUUUAAGUAGGUACAUAGUUGGUUGGUUGGUUGGUUGAUUCAUUGCUUAAUUUGUGGUGGUCUACUCAUUAAUGGUGGUGUGACUCCCUCGAUGUCCUUCUACUUGUGUUCCCAUUUUCUGCUAUAUAUAUAUAUAUAUCUUUGAUUUUGAACAUCCUUCUGCUGCAGCCCAAUUCUUAGGAGAUUGAUUUGCAUUGUAUAGACAGAGAUGGCGGUAUUGGAUCUGUUCAUCGCGUCGUCCAUUCCGGUCAUCAAGGUUCUCGUCAUCACUGCACUAGGCACCUUCCUCGCCCUCGAGAAAGUUGAUGUCCUGGGCGCCGAAGCAAGAAAACACGUCAACAAUGUGGUGUUCUAUGUGUUCAACCCGGCGCUCAUGGUGGCGAGCCUGUCCCAGACCAUAACGUUUCAACAAAUGGUGAAGCUCUGGUUCAUGCCGGUCAAUGUGCUCAUCACCUUCGUGGUGGGUUCGGUUCUGGGUUGGAUGGUGAUACAGCUUGCCCGACCGCCUAAACAGCUGAAGGGGCUCAUCGUUGGCUGCACCGCGGCGGGGAACUUGGGCAACAUGUUUAUGGUCAUGAUACCCGCCAUUUGUAAGGAGAAAGCCAGCCCCUUUGGCUCCCCUGAAGUCUGCCAGUCCUACGGUUUGGCCUACUCCUCUGUAUCCAUGGCUUUGGGAGCAGUGUAUCUUUGGACUUAUGUGUACAGUAUUAUGAGGGCGUCGAACCCAGUACAAGUAACAGGAGGAGGAGGGGGUGAUCAUGACACAGAGAAGCUUACAGUCAGUAUCACCACUACAACUACAACUGGAACUGUUGGAAGCUCGCUCGAGCACCCGCUUCUUCUACAUUCAUCUACCUCGAACCUUGAUAAGAUGGAUGCAGCAGGUGGUGAGAGUAGCAGCAGCUUCCCUCAGAGGGUCAAGCAAGUGCUGGCCAGAACGCUAGGAAGUGUCAACUGGAAGACCAUCUUUGCACCUUCCACGAUUGGUGUGAUUAUCGGAUUUGCGAUUGGUUUGACCACACCAAUAAAGAACCUGCUGGUGGGAGACCAAGCACCUCUUCGUGUUAUUCAAGACUCCGGUGUCCUAUUAGGACAGGCAGCCAUCCCAACUCUGACUCUGCUUGUAGGAGCUAAUCUACUCAGAGGUUUGAAAGGGUCGAGCGUGAAGACGACGGUGAUCAUAGGGAUCGUACUGGCUAGAUACGUUGCGCUUCCUCUGGUCGGUAUCGUGGUGGUGAAAGGGGCGCUGCGUCUGGGUUUCAUCCCGGCAGACGAUCCACUCUAUCAGUUCAUUCUCCUGCUUCAGUUCACCGUCCCGCCUGCUAUGAACAUCGGCAUCAUCACCCAGUUGUUUGGAGAAGGGGAGUCGGAGUGUUCGGUCAUCAUGCUCUGGACUUAUGCCUUGGCUUCUGUCUCCCUCACUCUUUGGUCCACCUGCUUCAUGUGGCUCGUCAGCUCUUCUUGAUCGCGAUGACAACGACGAUGAUGAUAAUAGUAAUGUAGCCAAAAAAACAAUAUUAUACCGUAUCAUACCCUAUAUUUUUUUACGCCAUCCCCUUCACUGAGUAGGACCAGAGGAAGAAACCAGAGAAAAACGAAAGCAAGAUGAGGGGAUAGAUACAUAUUAGACUUCCAUUACUUCAAUUUUUCAAUCAUUAUUAUGUUGUAUGUGUAGAGUAGAUAUAUAUAGACCUUUAUAAAUUCAUACAUUAGUGAACUAUAUAGUACAAGCAUUGUCCCAAUUAAAUUAUUAAUACGUCUAUCAUCUCUUUUUUGCCUUCUAGACACUCACCCUAAUCACCAUUUCAAGUAUGCAGAAUCUGAAUGCUAAGAUAAACAACCAUAACAAGAGCUUCAUUUCCUUUUAGACCCACAAAGGCAAGACAUCGAAUUAAAACGCAACUCAUCUUGACUGGAGCUGCUGCAUUUAUCAUCCAUCAUUAGCAUCAUCUAAAUACAUUAAAAACAAGUUU
This is a messenger RNA of Linum trigynum, 3632 nucleotides long. Lineage: Eukaryota; Viridiplantae; Streptophyta; Magnoliopsida; Malpighiales; Linaceae. The record is from the annotation of a GenBank genome assembly.